This is a messenger RNA of Thlaspi arvense, 984 nucleotides long. The record is from the annotation of a GenBank genome assembly. NCBI's taxonomy places the organism in Eukaryota, Viridiplantae, Streptophyta, Magnoliopsida, Brassicales, Brassicaceae.
CCGAUACUAAGUCUAAGUCAAUGUCUUCUUCACACAGCUAUUCAAUGCCAAAACAACUUAUUUUGUUAAAAGACUCUUUCACAUAGUUCCAUGUAGAUAGUUUUCUUCAUACAUACACCUCGAGAGAGAGAAAUCUAAUCUCAAGAAAAAUGCCGGUUAGUGAGAUGAUGGCAGGAGCUGCUCUUGGACUUGCUCUCCAAGUCCUUCACGACGCCAUCAAAAGAGCAAAAGAUAGAUCUUUAACCACGAGAUGCAUCUUGGACCGUCUCGACGCGACAAUCUUUAGGAUCACUCCUUUGGUGGCUCAAGUCGAUAAGCUCAGUGAAGAAGUGGAAGAUUCUCCGAGGAAAGUCAUCGAAGAUCUUAAGCAUCUCCUUGAAAAGGCUGUUUCUCUUGUCGAGGCUUAUGCGGAGCUCAGACGCAGAAACUUACUCCAGAAAUAUAGGUACAAGAGAAGAAUCAAAGAGUUAGAAGCUUCAUUAAGAUGGAUGGUAGAUGUGGAUGUUCAGGUGAAUCAAUGGCUAGAUAUCAAAGAACUCAUGGCCAAGAUGUCUGAAAUGAACACUAAACUUGACGAAAUCACGCGUCAACCAUCAGAUUGUCCUUGUUUCAAGAAGAAACACAGCAUAUCAGAAAGUACUGAUCAAAAUAUAGUUGAAUCAUUAGGCCCAUCUUCAGAGGAAGUUGAUGAAUGUUCGAGUGAUGGAUCUAAACCGAAGUUUGAUAUUCACCUUCAAUGGAGAUCAAGAAAACAGAACAAAGAUCGUGAGAUCCGGUUCACCUUAAAGUGAUGAUUCUUGAUUUAACCAAUUGUUUCAUAGGCAAACAGAAUAAAUGAUCAAAUGUGGUGUAAUAGGAUUAGUUUAAAUAUGUGUAGUAGAUUCGAAAUGGGAUCAUUUACACAAAUAAUUUGUAGAAUUUUACUUUGUUCCUCAAAUCUAAUCAAUGUCAUUUAAUCUGUAUUAAAUGUAUAGACUUCUCUUU